Triplophysa dalaica is the source of this 1209-nucleotide messenger RNA. RefSeq names its product twist2 (gene twist2). NCBI's taxonomy places the organism in Eukaryota, Metazoa, Chordata, Actinopteri, Cypriniformes, Nemacheilidae. Bases 204 to 692 code for a protein of 162 amino acids. Gene Ontology annotation, biological process: developmental process; regulation of transcription by RNA polymerase II. The transcript has 2 exons. Gene Ontology annotation, molecular function: RNA polymerase II transcription regulatory region sequence-specific DNA binding; DNA-binding transcription factor activity, RNA polymerase II-specific; protein dimerization activity. The record is from RefSeq and is a predicted model, not a curated record.
CUUCCUGCGGGAGGAAAACUGUGCCAAGCUCGAGUUUCGGAAGCAGAGUCGCAGUCUAAAACGAGACAGAACAGCGCAGGACUUCAGGAGGACGAAACGCAAACAAAGUCAACUCUUUCUUGCCCGUCGGAUUUAACUUUCCAACCACGGAUUCGAAGGUGGAGAACGCGUUUCCUCUAUACUUGCAUUUCUUUAAACAAGAAAUGGAAGAGAGCUCCAGUUCUCCCGUCUCCCCAGUGGAUAGCCUGGUGACCAGCGAGGAGGAGCUGGACAGACAGCAGCAGAAAAAGUUUGGGAAGAGAAGGAGACACAGUAAAAAGUCGGACAGCAGCAGUCCCAGUUCAGUAUCCAAACGGAACAAAAAACCCAGUCCGAGCAGCACUCAAUCCUACGAAGAGCUGCAGAACCAGAGAGUGCUCGCCAACGUCCGUGAACGGCAAAGGACUCAGUCGCUCAACGAGGCAUUCUCGUCUUUGCGCAAAAUCAUCCCCACGCUCCCCUCGGAUAAACUCAGCAAGAUACAGACGCUCAAGCUCGCCUCCAGGUACAUUGACUUCCUCUGUCAGGUGCUGCAGAGCGACGAGAUGGACAACAAGAUGUCGAGCUGUAGCUACGUCGCGCACGAGAGACUCAGUUACGCGUUCUCGGUGUGGAGGAUGGAGGGCGCGUGGUCGAUGUCUGCGACCCACUAGCAGCGAGAGCCGGACAUACGAUGCCAAACGGACUGUUUACUUCCACUGAUUUUGAAGACACCAAAGGAUUUAAUGACGAACCUCUAAACCUCAAUGGCAAAAGAACAUUCAGUGAUCACACCUACGGACUUGAGUAUCCCGAAGGACAGAAUAAAAGGAACUUUUAUAUCCUUAUGCUUAGACAGAAAAAUAGAUGACGUCUCCUGUGUCUAAAAAAAAUACAUGUAAUCUUUUCACAAGUUAUUCCUAAUUGUCGCCAUGGUGAUAGUGCAGGCCAUUUGAAACUAUAUUUUGUUUUUGUUUCCAAACAGAAGAGUUUAUAUAUAUAAAAACAAAAAAACUAUUGUACAUAGGCUACCUGUGAGUAUUGUCAGCUAAGGGACCAAUGCAAUUUAGAGCAAUAGUUUCUCGAAGUACGCUGCAUGGAUUAAGGCAUUCGUUUGAUCUUUCCUAUGCAACAUUUUCAAAUUCUGUCCAUUGUACAUUUUGCUUAUUUAUUAAAACAUAUUUUUGAACA